CAAGUUUGCCCCACAGGAAACGCAAUUAACCUCCAUCAGGAACGUGUAAUCAGCGAUCUCAGGACUCGCCGGGGGUAACCGGGUGACAUUUAAAAAUCCGAGGACAGGGUGAGGAAAAGAAAGGAGAAGAGGAAAAAGGGAGAGGUCCUUCGGAGGAUUUGCGGGUCGCACAGGCGCAGCUAUGCCCGAGUUUCACCCCUGAUGAUGGUGUGCGAGUGCGCAGUGUGAGGGUUGGCCUGGCCGAAGGGAACGUAGACUCGGCGCAGUCGAGUGGCUUUGGCCGAGCACGAGCGGUGUUUUCGCUAGUAAUCGCGCGAGUUCUAUUCACGAAACCGACCCUGUUCGUGCCACCCCCUCGCGGGGUGUCUGUCACCAGAGGAAGGGUCGAGGCGUGCUCGCGAGCCACUCGCGUCAUUGUCGAGUCUCCGUUAGACGCGAGAAAUCGAGAAGGGCAGGGGGAUCGAGAUACGCGGAUACAGGCGUGUCUCUUCCGCACGGUUGCACGACUUUACAUCCCUCGAGUGUCAAUAAGCGUAUCUACGGGAGAAUAAGAGGUCGCACAGUCUGGAACAGUUCAUUCUCGAUCAUCGCGUUGCAGUGGAUGACGAGAAAAAGAUGUUGUAGGUGAAAGGUAAAAACGCCGUGGUGGAAGAUCAUCGUCGCGCGUGCAUAGUGGAUUAUGCGUGAUCGCAGAAACGAGGAAGUGAGGUAAAAGUGUUUUUUCGGGGCAAAAGCGGCCCGGCGAGCGAGGGGGCUCCGGGACUCGAGCAACAGGAUAAUACAAGCUCGAUGCCGGAGGCUUCAGGGUCAGACGUGGCCGACGAGUCGGAUUAUUCGAUUUUUGAGAAUAAAUCCGGCUUGGCCGAGGACAUGAAGUUUCUGGCCAGCAUGCCGGAACUGUGCGACGUGACCUUCCUCGUCGGUGACACCAAGGAGCCCAUCUGCGCUGUAAAGGCGGUUCUAGCAGCCAGAAGUAGGGUGUUUCAAAAAAUGUUUUACCAAGCACCGAGUCCGCAGCGUAAAAAGGACCCGCCGCCAAAAGAAAACAAGAUUCGAUUAUUCCUGAAGAGAAGCUCGGAGCCGCUGUUGAAUAUGCAAAACGCAGCGCAACAGCGGUCAGGGUUCGUGCAGCAGUUGGCUCCAAUACAAGAGCCGAAUCAGCAUCACACCGUGAUCAUCGAAGAGUUCGAGCCUGAUGUGUUUCGUCAGUUGAUCGAAUACAUUCACACUGGAUGCGUAACGUUACAGCCUAGAACUUUAUUGGGAUUGAUGAACGCCGCUGAUUAUUACGGAUUGGAACAGCUGAGAAAAGCUUGCACCGGGUUUGUACAAUGUUGCAUAACAGUGGACACUGUGUGUGCAUUACUGGCGUCGGCCGAGCGAUACAUCCAGUACAAAUGUACAAAAUCCUUGGUCCAUAAGGUAUUCGAAUUCGUCGACGAACACGGCAACGAGGUGUUGAAUCUAGGAUCCUUCACCUUGCUCCCUCAGCACGUUGUUCGUCUGAUUCUGGCGAGAGAAGAGCUACGAGCCGACGAGUUCACCAAGUUCCAAGCGGCCCUCAUGUGGAGCAAGAAGUACUGCGACAGCAACCAAAAUCAAGACCUGAAGGAGGUGAUUGGCAAUUUCCUCGAGUACAUACAGUUCCACAAGAUCCCUGCGAACGUGCUGAUGAGAGAGGUUCAUCCCCUAGGCUUGGUGCCAUCGAGCAUCAUAGUAAACGCGUUGGCCUAUCAGGCAGACCCGACCAGUGUCGACCCCGGAAAGUUGUCCCCCCACAGAGUGAAGCACCAGGACCGUAGUCUGUCGGUGCAGUCCUCUCUGCAGGACCAGUACGGCAGCAACACGUCGUUGAGCUCGACCGGGUCUGACGAGGGGUCCGACGAGAAGCAGCAUUCAGGUAAAUACGGCAUAGCUGAGCAGGAGAUAAGGGAGCGCGAACAAUGGCCGAAGCACCGCCACUCCGAAGAGGAGGAUAUACAGCGGCUGAUCGAGCAACGGAGCCAGUAUCAGUCGAUGAGGCAGGAGGACUCGCUGCAACAGCAGCAAGACGAGCAGCUGAUCAGGAAGCAGGAGGAGGAACUCAGGAGGCAGGAGUUGCAGGAGGAGUUCGAGAGGAGGCAGAAGGAGCUGCUGAGGAAGAAGCAGCAGGAGGAAUUGAGGAGGAAGAAGGAAGAAGAGGAGGAGUCGAGGAAGAAACAGCAGGAGUCGAAGCAGCAAGAGGAGUCGAAGACGUCGCACGAUAAGGAAGCGGAGGACGUCGCGAGAAGGGAGAAGGAAGGGGAAGAGAUCGACCGACAGAGGCUGGAGGAAGAGAAGCGGAAGGAGCAGGAGACAGCUCGAAAAACGGAUUUGGAAAGCGAAACGAAGCGGCAGGAAGAUGGUAAACUUUUUGAGCAACGAGAAACGCAAAGGGAAACGCAGAGGCACGAAGAGGACAAAGAGCCGAGAGAGUCGAUUCCGUCUUUGAAACAGGAAGAAAAGCCGCAGCAUCCACCUGAAAAAGAGAAACGAACAGAAGAGGAGCAUGAGUCGGAGCUGAAACGGCGGAGGGAGGAGGAGCAACGAAAGAUUCGCGAGAAGAGAAAGUUGCAGCUACCGUUGGAAGAGCUGAAGAGCGAAUGGGCGUUGCGGCAGGACCUGCUGUUGCAAAGGCAGGAAGAAUCGCUGGAACAACAGAUCGAGGAGCUGAAACGCGAAGAGCAGUGGCAGAGUCGGCAAUUCCAGCAGAUGCAGGUGUACCUGGAGGGACGGAAACCCGACGAGACGGAGAAGAAGUCGGAGAAACAGCAACGGCAGAAAGAAACCGAACGAAAGAAAGUGAAACAGAGGAGAGACGAAAGAGUGGAGAUCAGGGUGCACGGGGCGGAAUCGCCUAAACAGGAACAGCGGCAAAUACUGCAGCCUGCAGAGAGCGUGACUGGUUUCUACAUAAAGUUAGUGGUGAGGCAGGAAGGCAGGCCGAAUUUGGUUUGGUUGUUCAAAACUCACAUAUUCUGAACCUCUUCUACUCUAUGUUUCACAUACCACGUUUCACGCGAUUUCCGUAUAACGAUCAUCGAGUUGAAUUUCCCGAUCGGAAGGAUUACGCUCCGCGGCAUAACGAUCACUUCUGUCGUUUGAAUCGUCUCGCGGGAGAUUUCCGUGUAACGAGUCGUUGUUACAUUUUGCAGAGAGUAUUUUUUCUCAUAUAUAUAUAAUAUAUAAUGUCCAUUGCUGGGAUCUCGUUAACGAAAUCGGAUCGAUGUACCUAGGGCGAAAUCGCGAAAGACUUGGCCUUUCUUGGCAGGUAACCGUGAACGAGACACGCGUGCGCUCGCUGAAACAAUUUAAUAGAUUGUACCGUAUCGCGAUUAUUU
Frieseomelitta varia is the source of this 3359-nucleotide messenger RNA. RefSeq names its product putative mediator of RNA polymerase II transcription subunit 26. Bases 790 to 3000 code for a protein of 736 amino acids. The record is from RefSeq and is a predicted model, not a curated record. NCBI's taxonomy places the organism in Eukaryota, Metazoa, Arthropoda, Insecta, Hymenoptera, Apidae. Gene Ontology annotation, molecular function: protein binding. The transcript is spliced from 11 exons.